This is a messenger RNA of Crotalus tigris (Tiger rattlesnake), 7510 nucleotides long. RefSeq lists its product as uncharacterized. The coding region runs from base 956 to 2596 and encodes 546 amino acids. Gene Ontology annotation, molecular function: nucleic acid binding. Lineage: Eukaryota; Metazoa; Chordata; Lepidosauria; Squamata; Viperidae. The transcript is spliced from 2 exons. The record is from RefSeq and is a predicted model, not a curated record.
AGUCAACCUAUUCUCCAAAGACAUGAAGAGGUGCCAAUGGUGGACACUCCGCUCACCUCUCUGUUCUCCACAUCCACAAUCCCUGGAGACAUGGCAGAGAAUCUGAAGGCGGAGGAUAUGCUCGGCAAGGGCAAUUAAGGCAACAACGUCUUUGUCCUUCUUUGCAAGGAUGUCUAUCAUGUGGCUUCGUGAGUUACAAGCUCUGAUUCCACCUGAACAGGUGCAUACUCACCAGACGCUAGGGAAACUGGUAGCAGCGUCAGAAUAUAUGGCUGACUCUUCCCUACAGUCUGCCAAGUUUUCAGCUAGGUCCAUUGCGGCCAUGGUUUUUGCACACAGACUCCUGUGGCUCAAACACUGGAAGACAGACCUGAAAUCAAAGUAGCGCCUAUCAACAGACACUUAUAGUGGGAAGCAGCUAUUCUUGAACCAUUCCUGAUAGAAGGGAAGAAUAAGCGGAAGGUUCUGACGCACCCCUCCAAGAAGGUGGAUAGAAGGCCUCAGCAGGAAUUUUGCAGACAGGCCUUUCAUGCUGGGGGCUCGUGGGAGGGCAGGCAGCCCUUUCAGAGUGGGCAAACCUGGGAUUGGUCCAGAGGCUCUCACUCCUUCUCCCCCAGGCAGGAUCGGCAACAGGACCGCCAAGGUUCUGGAAGUAAGACCCAGUUCCAAACGUCCCUUUUGAGGGGCUGGGGGUUGCCCCUUCAGGAAAUCCAAGUGAUGCCAGGGCAGACUCUCCCAUAGGGGGUCGCUUAGCACUGUUCAGCGACACUUGGGAGGUCACCACCAACGACACUUGGGUGUGGGAGACCAUAAGAUACAGUCUCGCCUUAGAGUUCCUUUCCAUUCCGUCAGACCAUUUCAUUCAGUGCCCCACUUCAAGAAACGCUGAAAAGGCCGAGCUAGUGUCCAAAGCCAUCUCUCAUCUUUUAGACAUAGAGGCCAUAGAACCGAUUCCAUGGGACCAGAUAGGGAAGGGGUACUACUCCAUCCUAUUCAUUAUUCCCAAGGCCUCGGGUGGUUGGAGGGUGAUUCUGGACCUAAAAGGGCUAAAUUACUUCCUGGCCUACAGGAGAUUCAAAUCAAUUCUGGCCAGCAUCAGAAAAGGGGAUUUUCUCUCCUCCAUAGACUUGACCGAAGCGUAUCUUCACAUUCCCAUCCUCCCACAACACCGCAACUUUCUCCAGUUUUGUUAUGCGCACCAGCAUUACCAAUACAGAGCACUACCCUUCAGCCUUUCUUUGGCUCCUCGGGUAUUCACCAAAAUAUUGGCAGUAAUAGCAGCCCAACUCAGAUUGGUGCUGGUGCGCGUACAAUGUUACCUGGACGAUAUAAUUAUCCUAUCCAGAUCCUUCCAUUCUGCCCAAUCGGAUCUACAGAUCAUGAUAAAGACACUGCAGGAGCACGGAUUCUCGAUAAACUUCAAAAAGAGUCACAUAGUUUCUUCCACUCGAAUCCUCCACCUAGGAACUAUAAUAGAUUCCAUCCUGUGCAUGGUUUAUCUCUCUCAAGAAUGCAAGGUUUAUCACUCUCAAGGUCGCUCAUCCACGGGAUCCGGAGAGAGAAGGUAGUCUCGCUUGUCCAAUUGUCUCAGAUGUUGGGCAAGAUGGUGUCCUGUCUGGGCAUUGUUCCAUGGGCCAGACUGCACUCCAGGGACCUCCAGUGGUUCCUCCUACCCUUCCAGAGACGGAACAUGAGUGCCUCAGCAAGGAAGGUGAGAGUGCCACAACACAUCCUGUCGUUCCUACUAUGGUGGACGUCGUCGGCAUUGAACAGGGGGUCCCUAUUCAAGGAACCCCCCAGACUCAAGCUGACCACGGACGCCAGCCUAUUCAGCUGGGGGGCACAUCUCCAGACUCACAUGACACAGGGUCGAUGGUCACAGUCAGAUCUCACACACAAUAUAAAUUGGCUAGAGUUGAGAGCUAUACAUCUAGCUCUCCGUCACUUUUCCGAAAUUGUGGUGGGGAAAUAUGUCCUGAUAAUGACGGACAAUGUAGCAGCCAAGGCACACGUCAAUAGACAGGGAGGGACCCAGUCAUGGUCCCUCAUGCUGGAGGCACUGGAUCUGGGGCUGUGGGCAGAGUCCAAGCUGAAGUCCAUCUGUGCGGAGCACAUAUCAGGAGAGGCGAAUCAGCAAGCCGAUUCACUGAGCAGAGUGACAGUCAAUCACUCAGAGUGGAGGCUGGACCCGGCUCUGUUCCUGGAAAUUUCGAGGUGGUUCGGACAACCGCAGGUGGAUUUGUUUGCCUCGGAAGCAAAUUCUCAUCUCCCAAGGUAUUUCACCAGGUUCCUGUCGCUGGGGGUGGAGGGAACGGAUGCCCUCUGCAGCAGGUGGCCGAAGGAACUGCUUUAUGCCUUUCCCCCGCUUCCACUCAUUCAGGCUACCAUCCACAACGUCCUUCUGGAACAGGCGGAGGUAAUAUUGGUGGUGCCACACUGGCCAAGAUGGCCGUGGUUUGCAGACCUCGUGGACUUGUCGGUAUCUCCCCCAUGGAGGAUUCUGCCGAGCCGCAUAGCACUCAGUCAGGGGAAUCUCCAACAUCCAGACCCCCAGUGGCUUCAACUAGCCGCUUGGCACUUGAGCAGGAGAGUUUAGUCAGACAGUCCUAUUCAUCCGAGGUCAUAUCCAUGAUACAAGCCUCAAGGAGACCCUCCACUAACAGAAUCUAUGACGCCACGUGGAGGAAUUUCUGCCAAUAGUGUAUCACCCAUAAUCUUAGACCUUUAAAGGUUACUAUUCCUAACAUCUUAGAAUACCUUUUAGAAGGGUUGAAUAAAGGUCUUUCACAUAAUACUAUACGGAGGCAAAUUAUGGCCCUGUCAACGGUCCUCACAUGUGACAACCUCCAUUCUCUGUCUCAACACCCGGCAGUUGCCACUUUCCUAAAGGGCACAAUUAACACUAGGCCCCCCCACAGUGCACUGAUAUCCUUCAUGGGAUUUACCAAAGGUGUUACAAGCCCUCUCGAUGACACGGUUCGAGCCCUUUGGGUUUUGUUCACUUUAUUUCCUCUCUUUGAAGGUUGCCUUUCUGGUAGCCAUCACAUUGGCUAGGCAUAUUUCGGAACUGGCUGCUCUCUCGAUCAGAAGUGAUCUGUGUAUGUUUCUGGAUGAUCGAGUGGUCCUUCGAUUGGACCCUUCUUUCGUUCCAAAAGUCAAUACAUGGUUCCAUAGGUUUCAAGACUUGGUCCUACCUAACUUUUGCCCAAAUCCAACCCAUCAUCUGGAAAGACAAUGGCAUAUAUUGGACGUGUGCAGGGCCUUGCAACAUUACGUCAAGAGGACUGCCGCCUUUUGCAAAUCGGAGGCUCUGUUUGUGUCCUUCCAAUCCUCUUCCUUGGGAAAGAAGGUCUCAUCCUCAACCAUAGGGAGGUGGAUUAGGGCUUGUAUCUCUCAUGCGUAUAGAUCUCAAUCCCUGCCUGUACCUAAACAUAUCACAGCUCAUUCCACAAGCAGCACGGCACAUCAGCGGCCUGGUCUACGCAAGCUUUGGUUGAAGAAAUUUGUAGGGCAGCGACUUGGUCUUCCCCCUCUUCAUUUAUAAGGCAUUACAAGCUUGAUAGAUUUGCUGCUGCGGAGACCUCAUUUGGCAGAAGGGUAUUGCAGCAGGUUGUCUCAUCUCAGGAGGCACAUGCCUAGACUGUCCCUCCCGGCAGGGACAUGGGUGGCUUUGGUAUGUCCCACCGGUGGAUGCUACAUCUGCAUGCUGGAGAAUGGGCAUUGUCUUACCUGAACGCCUUUUCUCAGCAUGUAGAUGUAGCAUCCACACCGACCCUUAACAGUCAGUCUAGGCAGGAGUGAUUGCAGGAGGAGCUGUUGCAUCUGAUUGGCUUCGCCUCAUUAAAACUGGGGAAGGACCACUCCAAGGAGGCAUGGCUGAACUUUGAACUUAGUCUCUCUGAGCAGGAAGGCUGAAAUAACCCACCGGUGGAUGCUACAUCUACAUGCUGAGAAAAGGCGUUCAGGUAAGACAACGCCCAUUCUCCUGUUACUUAUUUAGAAUUGAUAGAUUGAUUAUCAUGCUGAACACUCUGUUGUUGUCCUUUGAUCAGACCAUGCUGGCUGGAUAAUUUUUUGAAUUAAAGUCCACACAUUUUAAAACUGAUAAAGUUGAGAAACUUUAUUAUAAAUUUGGGGGGGGGGCAGGGUUGAAGAAAAGAUCUUAAGACCUUUCAACCAACAUCAAUCUGGGAGAAAAAGUGCUCCAUAGAAGCUCCCUUGCUUUUGGGCUAAUGAAAAAGAAUAUACUAUAUUUCAGUACAUCGAUAUGUCAUAAAGGGAACGAGUUAAUACCUAAUUUAGAUGAGUCACUGAUUACUAAGGCAAAGCAGAUGCAAGGAUAUAAUGCCUUUAAGUAUGUUUCAUGUGUUCUCUCUGAACAAUUGUUUGGAGAAAAAAUGAAAUAAAUGUGCUUCUGUCCCUCUUACAUGGUUAAGUUAGAAAUAGGAUUUAGGUGACUCAGACUCAUUUCUGAUUCUUAGAACUGUGAGGAGUAAAUGGUUGGGGCAGACAUAUGUUACAUGAAAGCCUUGGAAUAUUAUGGUCUCAUGAGUCCCAUGCCAGAGUUUAUGAUUAUAUUCCCUUGAUAAGUCACGACUAAUUGAAAUGGAUUUUGGCAGAAAAACGAGAUCCUAAAGGAAUUGUUUGCACACAUAGUAAAUCAUUUAAAUAUAUCUUUAUUGUCCAAAGAUGAGAAGGAAAUUGAACAUCUGCAUAAUAAAAUUAUUCUGAUGAGACUAUUUUACCUCAAUCAGGCACUCCAGUUUUACUGUUUCAUACACAUUCACACACAGUUAAAUUCCUAAGCUGAAAUCAUACCUGUAUGUUUCUCAUGUGCAAAACAUAUUUUGCCCUGUGCUAAAUGCACAGGGCAAAAGGCUUGGUGACCAUUUGAAGUUACAGUGUAUCCUUUAAAAGCUACUUAUGAACCAGUUCCAAAGUUAUGAUGUUUGCACCCCUCUCCGUGGUCACAUGACUGCACUUGGGGCAGCCGGCCCACAUGUGACCACAAUUUACAAUGUAUGUUCUUCCAGUUUCUGGAAAAAUUGGUCUGUAGCAAAAAAAAAAAAGGGGGGGGGUUGCUUAAUGACCGUAGCAUUUGCUUAAUAGCCAUGUGUUCAUUUUACUACCAUGCUGUUCACUUAACAACCAAUGCAAAAAAAGAUUGUAAAAUCAGGUAUGGUCAUGUAAUGACCCAUUUUAUGGCUAUCAAGAUCUACAAUCGUAAUUACUAGGCUCAAUUAUGGUCAUAAGUCGAGGAUUACCUCUAUGUGUUUCCAUCCCUAUGAGAUAUAUUUUAUCUCUACCAGUUUAGUGUCAAAGAUUGGGCUGUGAUUACUCAAAUAACAUAACUAUUCUAGUACCAUAAUUGGGUAAUGUGGUCUAAUACGAUCACAUUCUUGUUUUUGCCUUUCUGUUCUCUGGAGGCUAAGAUGUUGCAAUAAAUUGGGCAUUACACUGUGUUCCACUGUUUGUUGUGCAUGUCUGAGAUGAUGCAUUUUGGAUCUCUGUGGUUGUGGCCAAUGCUACCACAAUAGUUGCUGCUGGAUUCCUUACUCCACUUAAACCUGUGGUAGUGUUUGUAUCAAAAAAAGUUUCCAAAGGCUAACAAUAAAAAAAAAAGAUUGGGAAUAAGAAUUAUUGUCUCUUUCAUCAAAUACUCUUUGUAAUAUUAUGAAGACUUUUUUUAGAUGUAUUCUGUCUCUUUAAUGGCUAUCCCUUCAUGUAUUAUUUCAGACUGUCUCACUGUGUAAUCUCUUGCAUUUAUACUGUAAGAAAAUAUUAAAAGAAAGAUAUAGAUUUCCAAUAUGAUUAAGAAAACUUUAAAAUGACAUUUGAGUUUUAUAUAUGUGUAAAAAGGUCAGGUUUGAAUAGUGCCCAGCUGUCAUGCUGCUUGUGGAAUGGAACAGAGCAAAAUGGGUUAUAGUAGUCCCACAACCACAAUUGGGACCAGACUAUCCAUUGCUAAGGCAGUUGUUGAGUCGUGCCCAAUUUUAUGACCUUUUUGCCACUAUUUUAAAGUGAAUCACUGCAUUUGUUAAGUGAAAUGCAGUAGUCAAGCAAAUCCACUCUCCUCCAUUGACUGUGAUUGUCAGAAGCUGGAAAGGUCACACAUGGCCAUCACAUGACCCUGAGAUGCUGCAACAGAGAUAUGAUUGCCAAGCACCCAAAUUUUGAUCCCAUAAUUAUGGGGAUGCUGUGGUGGUUGUAAGUGUGAAGAACCGCUAUAAGUCACUUUUUAAAGUGCCAUUGUAAUGUCACACAAUCACUGAACUAAUUGUUGUAAGUCAAAGACCACCUGUAUUAAAAUUCCUCCCCUUGCCACCCAACAAUAAUAAUGAACAAAGUUCAAGUCUCCAAAGAGGAAGGAAGCAGACUGUAAGGAUCAGUGCUGGAGGGAAAAAAUCUGGUCCUGUUCUUUAACAAUUGCAGGAGGACUUACUGCUGACAAAUAUAGAAAGCCAAACUGCUUUUGCCAUUACUCCAUCCUAAAUAUAUUGAGUGUUCUCACUGCUGAUCUUGCAGAGCAGACAUUAGUAGUUUUUGGGAUGACGACAGCUGGCAGAAUUAAAAUGUCUUUGGAAGCAAUCAUAUUCUAGGUAAGCUAAUGACAGAAUGUGGGCCUUAUCUGAAAGGCCAUGCAGUGGAUCUAGAGAAGAUGAAGUCAAGAGUUGGGUUAGAGUGAAAGGAGUGGGUAUUUUAAAAAACAUAACUUUCUACAGUAAAUGUGAUUCUGUUUUCUUGGUCCCCAAUAGAUGCAGAUAAAAGCAUCUACAUCAUCCUUAUCCAGAUGCCCUUUCAUUACAAGAGAAUGCAAUUAAAGUAAUAGUCCUGUUAAAGAACUUUUGAAAAUGACUAAAUUCUUACAAUAUUCUUUGUACUUUAUUAUAUAUUACAUUCAUCUCAUAAACUGUUUUGAAAAAGAGCUACUAAAGCAAGCUAGAAACUCUUUAAAGACUUUCCUGCUGUUCCUGAUCAUAAGAUUUAGGGACAGUUUUCAUAGCAGAUUCAGCAUCAAUGCUAUUUUCAGGAUUACUUCCACAUUAAUUUUGCCUUUGAUAUAUUUCAGUUUUCAUUUCUGCAUAUACAUACACAUGCAACUAUUGGAUCCAUUUCUAAAUAAAUAGCCAAUGCUUUGCACUUUUUAAAGCAUGCACUGUUGAAAAAGAAAGAGGAGGAGAAUUUAUUCUCCUUUUGGGGCAUUAAUGUAUUUGCAAUCCUGUUUCUUAAACAAUUGCACUGUUUCACAAUAUGAUUGCACAGUUGUGUCUUUCCCCAUGACUGCUAGCACACAUUGUUAAUCUGAAAAUUUUCUGUGACUUGAGAGCAAAUUGUCUAUGACUGUUGAGAAUGGAUAGCUGAGCACCCUCUGCCUGCGAAUAGGUAGGAUGUCAGUUUCUUAUGAGGUAAACAUUGCAUGACCUAUAAGCCAGCCAGUCAGCUCAUACAUUGCCUUAUUAGGUAAACAGCUGGGGAUUAUGUCUGAGGACAGAAUUGACUAUAGGGCAAG